AUGGGUGCUGGAAAAGAAUCACAUGGACAUAAUUCAUAUAAAACAAAACGUCAUGAUAAAGAAGACGAUAUUGAUCGUCACAAACGUCCAAGACAUACAGAAAAAACAGAACCAAACGAGAUAACAGAUGAAGAAAUUUUAGCAAUGGGACUUCCACUGAGCUUUGAAUCAUCAAAAGGUAAACAGGUUCAAAAAAAUCCAGUCGAAGCUCAUAGAAUUGGACAAAUUAGGAAGUACAAUCGUGUUCUUGCUAGAAAAUUAUCUCAAGCUAUGCUUGAUAGACUUAAAAUGGAGAGGUUACAAAAUAAACUUGCCGAUAAUGGCGAGUAA
Trichomonas vaginalis G3 is the source of this 330-nucleotide messenger RNA. RefSeq lists its product as uncharacterized. NCBI's taxonomy places the organism in Eukaryota, Parabasalia, Trichomonadida, Trichomonadidae. The transcript has a single exon. Bases 1 to 330 code for a protein of 109 amino acids. The record is from RefSeq and is a predicted model, not a curated record.